CUGUGCUGUGCGGGGGCGGCGCAGAGGCAUCGGGGCGGGCACAGAGCCGCGCGCGGGCGUCGGCUGCAAGGCUGUGCGCGGAGCAGUGCGACCGGUCGGAGGAAGGAAGGAUGCGUGCGGGUAACUUUUUGCCGGCCCUGCAAGUACGAGUAGUCGCGAUACGGGAGGCUCCCUCCCGCCACCGGGCGAGAGCUGAGCCAGUGUGCCCGCUGCUGCCCUUCCCCCACUUCCGCCUCCCGCCUCUUCCUCGUUCCCGGCUCCCAGGGCCGUCGGUCCCCCGGGAGACCCGGAGGCGCAGCCCCACCCCGGCCGGCGCGGCUCGCUCCCACGCCCCCGCCGCCGCCUCGCCGGAGCGGACACACUGAGUCAGCGGGGGCGCCGGGCGCUGCAGGGGCUGACAUGGACCCAAAUCCUCGAACAACCCUGGAGCGCCAGCAGCUCCGCCUUCGGGAAAGGCAGAAAUUCUUUGAGGACAUUUUACAGCCAGAGACAGAGUUUGUCUUCCCCCUGUCCCACCUGCAUCUUGAGUCACAAAGACCCCCCAUAGGUAGUAUCUCAUCCAUGGAAGUGAACGUGGACACACUGGAGCAAGUAGAACUUAUUGACCUUGGGGAUCAGGAUGGAGCAGAUGUGUUCUUGCCUUGUGAGGAUCCUCCAGCAACCCCUCAGACGUCUGGAGUGGACGACCAUCCAGAGGAGCUAAGCCUGCCAGUGCCCACAACAGACAGGACCACAUCCCGGACCUCUUCCUUGUCUUCUGACUCCUCUACCAACCUCCAUAGUCCAAACCCUAGUGAUGGUGGAGCAGAUACACCGUUGGCACAGUCCGAUGAGGAGGAGGAUGGGGUUGAUGGAGGUGAUGGGAGGGCAGAGCCUGGAACCUGCAGCUAGCAGUUGGGCCCCUCCUGCAGACUGACUGAGCUGGCUGUUCUUCACGUGAGACCACAAGCUCAGCCAGAGUACUCCGGGAGAAGGGCAGACAUUUUACUUGCAGUUGGCACCGAAGGGGGGAAGGAUGGUAAGCUGGUUUACCUUUUGGAGCGUAACCCUCUCCUGCUCUACUGCUAACCUUUUCCUGCGGCAGCCCUUCCCAGUGUUGGGUUUACUUCUGAAGUAGGACUUGCAAAGGAGUAGAUGGUAGAUGGGGUAGGGCAAGAUGCCACUGCUUUUCUUAGCACUCCUCCCUCCUCCAAAUUACCCUGUAGUCUUCCAUUACAGUCUCUUAAACCAGUGUCUUUUAAUGGACGUGAACUCCUUAGCACUCCAAGUGAGGUGGUACUCCAGCCUAUCCUGCCUCUUUACAUCCUUUUGGAACAGGGCAUGGUGUAAAUAAUAAACAAAUAAUAAUGUAUCAACCAUUCCACCUCAUUCUUCACAUUGCAGAUACCAAGUCCACUAUAUGUCCUUAGCUCUCUAUCCCCAUCAUUUAAUCCAUUUAUUCAAGAGUACUUAUGCAACACCUGUG
Castor canadensis (American beaver) is the source of this 1465-nucleotide messenger RNA. Lineage: Eukaryota; Metazoa; Chordata; Mammalia; Rodentia; Castoridae. The record is from RefSeq and is a predicted model, not a curated record.